Myotis davidii is the source of this 369-nucleotide messenger RNA. Its product is annotated as prothymosin alpha. Gene Ontology annotation, molecular function: histone binding. The record is from RefSeq and is a predicted model, not a curated record. Gene Ontology annotation, cellular component: nucleus. The annotation marks the transcript as partial. Gene Ontology annotation, biological process: positive regulation of transcription by RNA polymerase II; negative regulation of apoptotic process. NCBI's taxonomy places the organism in Eukaryota, Metazoa, Chordata, Mammalia, Chiroptera, Vespertilionidae. The transcript has a single exon.
AAAAAAAUCCGCUGCAUAGGAUCACCGGCGUGCCCCACCCUGUCAGACACGGCCGUGGACACCAGCUCCGAGAUCACCACCAAGGACUUAAAGGAGAAGAAGGAAGUUGUGGAGGAGACAGAGAAUGGAAGAGAUGCACCUGCGAAUGGGAACGCUAAUGAGGAAAACGGGGAGCAGGAGACUGACAAUGAGGUAGAUGAAGAAGAGGAAGAAAGAGGGGAGGAGGAGGAAGAAGAAGGUGAUGGUGAGGAAGAGGAUGGAGAUGAAGAUGAGGAGGCUGAGGCAGCUACAGGCAAAUGGGCAAAUGAAGAUGAUGAGGAUGAGGAUGUUGACACCAAGAAGCAGAAGACCGAUGAGGAUGACUAGACA